CCGCCGUCGCCGCGACUGCCGCGGAGCGGAGCGGAGCGCAGCGGGCGGGAGGGAGCGGAGCCGCUAUUUAGCAGCGCGCAGGGCACCCGCCGCCUCAGUAGGCGCGCGCGCUCGCUCGCGAGAGGAACCCCCGGUGCUCGACGGCUACCCCGCCGAGGACGACGCCUAGCGCACGAUGAGGACUGCCGGAGCCGGAGGAGGACGCCCGCCGCCGCCCCCGCCGCUGCUCGCUGCGGGACUGCUGCUCUUGCUGGGCAACACGGCGCGCGGCGGCAGUCGCGUUUUGAUCGCCCUAUCUAAGCCCCGUUCUAUUUAUGGGCGGGGCGUGGGCGGCUCUGGCGCGAAUAGACGCGCGCCUGCAGGCGGCGCCACCAGCGCCGAGGGGAGUCAGGCGCCGCGCGCCGCCGACUGGUGGACCGGCAAGCGUCGCGGAGAAGACGGGGCGGGCGGGAAGGAGCGGGGCGCGGAGGGCGGGCAGGGGCCGGGGACGGACGCAGACGGCGAGGCGAGGCGAGAGGGCGGGCGAGCCCGCAGCCUCCGUGAGACGGGGAGCGGCGUCGCGGCCCUCCCCUUGCCCUCCGAAGGCGUAUCAACUCCAGAUGACAGCUCACGCUGCCGCGAUGUGGGGAGGCGCCGCUUCCUCCGUUCUGAAACACUUGCAAACCUUUCGGAAUGA
Molecule: messenger RNA, 676 nt
Organism: Gryllus bimaculatus (two-spotted cricket)
Lineage: Eukaryota; Metazoa; Arthropoda; Insecta; Orthoptera; Gryllidae
Source: the annotation of a GenBank genome assembly